Molecule: messenger RNA, 1529 nt
Organism: Oncorhynchus masou masou (cherry salmon)
Lineage: Eukaryota; Metazoa; Chordata; Actinopteri; Salmoniformes; Salmonidae
Gene: saxo3
Exons: 5
Coding region: 1-810 (269 amino acids)
Source: RefSeq, a predicted model, not a curated record
AUGUAUGUGCAGCCCUUGCCUUUUUAUGUGGAGAGUCACAAGGGUGCAUCUCUGCCCCCUCUGUUCCAGUGUUCUCCCCUGGUGUCCACCAGCAGUCACUUCUCUGUCACCUCACACUUGGAGCACAACAGGAAGCCUCAGAUGGGGCCCCUGGCCAACACACUGCACCCACGGGCCCCUCCACACUGGAACACACACUUCCUCAAUGAGCUGGCACAAAAGCUCCGGGACUGUGGGACAGUGCGCCUGCUCUCUCAGCCAAUCAGUGAAAUGAAGGACAGCUUCAGGGGCCAGGCUGCUCCACAUGGCCCCCUGCUGGACCACUACUGCACCCUGCUGGCACUUUAUAGACAGCUUGAUCCAGGCCAGACCCCGACUGUGACAGCAGAUCCCUUAGUCAGCACAGCUCAUGCAUACUACAGGCACUUUAGCAGGUCAGAGAUUGCCCCUUCCUCUGGUCUGGAAGCCCCUUCCUCCUACCUUAGCCUGAAGAAGAGCUCCACCCACAGCCGCCUGCUGGGCCACAAAGCCCCUCCCACCAUGUCCUGCCACCCUUGGCUGCCCCGCCCUUCUGUGCCCUUACCCUAUGGAGGGAAACACAGCCUGUACAGGGACAGCUUCCGUGUGCCUGCCCCUCACCCUGCUCCCUCUGGUCCCUCGCCUGUUGCAAUCCCAGACUGGCGACAACCCGGGCCUGAAACUGGUGCUGGAGGAGCUAAGAGAGGGCUUCUUAGGGACAUCGUGGAGGUCCCCAAAAUGUACCUGACAGAGAACCGGGUCUAUGGGGGGAACCGGACCGUACUGGUCUGAGACCGUGCCGGACCGUGCUGGUACGUGUGUGUGUAUCAGAAAGACAACUACAUGUGUGUAUUUUGCCAGAUGUCACCAAGUGUGAUCUAAAGUAUACAAGGACCAUGACCCAACUUUGGAGUCAACCGUCCCAGUGUUUUUUUGUGACUAUUUGUCAAAGGCCCAAUAAACAGGUAGGGUUUGAAGAGGACUGUAGUGGACUGAUUGAUUUGUCAAUCACCACCAGUGAUGCAUGAUCACGGGGUCCCAAGAGACACAACAUAUUUCAGGGAGUUGUAUGAAAAAGGCUACGAAGGCUGAGCUGAGAUCAGUUUGUGCAUGAGUGUUUCUUAUUGUUAAUGUUUUAAUGGGAGUGGGCUAAGCUUGUCCAAUAUCUAUGUUUAGGGGGUCCUUCAGUCUGGAGCUAGAGGGAGAUAGACCAGGGCAGUAUACUGUAAAUACUGACUGUAUGUAUGUAUGUAUGUGUGUAUGUGUGUGCGUGUGUCAGGGAGAGAGAAAUGCUGAGUAGGUUAGAGGUUAUUUUGGCAUCAUCUCACAAAUUACCCUCAGAAUCCACUGGAGUCCCUCUGUCCUUUCUGCCUUUUUCUCUUCCGCCCACCUGCUCUCUCGCUCUUUCACUCUCCUCCCCCUCGUUCCUCCCUCCGGCAACAUGCCAGAGAGAGAUGGAGGGAGAGAGAGAGGGAAGAGAUGGAGUAGGGUUAGAUAAACAUACGUAUGUU